Molecule: messenger RNA, 2134 nt
Organism: Durotheca rogersii
Lineage: Eukaryota; Fungi; Ascomycota; Sordariomycetes; Xylariales; Xylariaceae
Product: cysteine proteinase
Exons: 2
Coding region: 189-1871 (560 amino acids)
Biological process (GO): regulation of proteasomal protein catabolic process; protein deubiquitination; proteasome-mediated ubiquitin-dependent protein catabolic process
Molecular function (GO): protein binding; proteasome binding; cysteine-type deubiquitinase activity
Source: RefSeq, a predicted model, not a curated record
UUGGGUGACGGACUACGGGAUUUGCCUUGGAACCCAUCUCUCCCAGGGACAACAUAACUCCCCUUCUUCGCUCGUCCCCGCUUUAGACCUCAACGCUACCCAAGCUGCACGGGUAGUAUUGCCUACGCUCCCGCUGAUUCCUCUACCUACCCAGCACUCUUCUCGAGAGCCAUAUCCUCGAGGACGAGAUGGCGACAAUACCAAUCGUCGUCAAACAUCAGGGCACCAAGUACGAUGUCGAGGUAGACCCCGAUUCGACCGGUGAGGUCUUCAAGUUCCAGCUAUACAGCCUCACCGGCGUCGAGCCCGAGCGUCAGAAGAUCGUGAUCAAGGGUGGCCAGCUUAAAAAUGACACCCCGAUGACCAAGUUUGACUUUAAACCUGGGCAGUCGAUAAUGAUGCUGGGAACACCGGGGAAGGAUGGGAAGGAAGCUCUGGUCCGACCAAAGGAGCAGGUCAAGUUCGUCGAGGACAUGACUGAGGCUGAAGCCGCACAGCAAGAGGGCGCCAUACCUGCUGGUUUGACUAACCUCGGCAACACAUGCUAUCUCAACUCAACUCUCCAGGCCCUGCGUGCCAUCCCGGAGCUUCAGGCUGCUCUUGUUAAGUACGAGCCACAGGAGUCGACUCCGCCCAGUUUACUACCCCAGCUAGACCUAACCAAACAACUCCGGGAUCUCUACCGAUACAUGUCCGAGACCCAGAAUGCAUUCACACCCCACACUUUCCUGGCCGCGUUGCGAACCGCAUUCCCCCAAUUUGCCGAGCGCUCACGCACCGGGCCCGGAUUUGCCCAGCAGGAUGCGGAGGAGGCCUGGUCUCAGAUUGUCACGCAACUGCGACAAAAGCUGCGCGUGACGGAAGCGCCUGGUUCUGCCGCGGAGUCCUUCAUCGAUAAGUACAUGGCGGGGGAGUUCGCGUCUGAACUGGAGUGUGAUGAGCCUGCAGCUAAGGAGGCCGGCGAGCAGCCUGUCACCUCAAAAGAGGCCUUCUUAAAAAUUAAUUGUCACAUCGAUGCCAACACAAACCACCUGCGGGAUGGCAUUGCGAAUGGAUUGAGCGAAAAGCUCGAGAAGCGCUCGGAGCUCCUAGACAGGGACGCCGCCUAUACGAAAACUUCCAAAAUCUCCCGGCUGCCCAAGUACUUGACAGUUCAUUUCGUUCGCUUCUUCUGGAAGCGGGAGACGCAGAAGAAGGCCAAGAUCAUGCGCAAGGUCACCUUUCCCCAUGAGCUCGACAUGGUCGAAUUCUGCGACGAGAAGCUCAAGGCCAUGCUGGUCCCCGUCAGAGACAAAGUCCGAGAAGUCCGGAAGGAUGAAGAGGACAUCGAGCGCGCACGGAAGCGGCGUAAGCGGAAUGGGGCGGGCGAGGACGCCGGCGACGCUGCCGGUUCGAAGGGUAACAAGAAGGAUAGUAAGAAGGACGAUGGCAAGAAGCCUAGCACCUCCGCAGAUGGCGACGUAGAGAUGACCGAGACUUACAAGACGGACGCCGAGAUCGACGCGGAGCGCGAUGCCGCGCUUCUGGCCGCCAAGAAGGAGCUGCACGCGCUUAUAGACCCAGAGCUAGCCAAGGACGACGGCGCCAACCUGUCGGGCCUAUACGAGCUCAGGGGCGUUGUGACGCAUCAGGGCGCCAGCGCGGACAGCGGCCACUACACCGCCUACGUCAAAAAGGCCGCCCCGGUUGACGCGAAGACCGGCAAGCGGAAGGAGGAAGACGGCAAGUGGUGGUGGUUCAACGACGACAAGGUAUCGGAGGUGACGUCGGAUAAAAUUGAGACCCUGGCCGGAGGUGGCGAGUCGCAUUCGGCUCUAAUUCUACUAUAUCGUGCCAUUCCCUUGCCAUCCGCCGACGGUACGCUCGAGUAAUCCUGUAGCAGGGACGAGGACGUCGCGUUCGUGUGUGGCGGUUUUCUGUUAAAGAAAAGGAUGCAUGGCGACUAGGGAAUACGGAUUAGCAUUAGACUUACGUUCGUUGAUCCGAACGGGUUCGGAAAUAGACGCCGUGCCUCUGGGGGCUUAGUUGUUAGACUCCAGAGUCCUCUUCCGCUGCGUACCGACUCUUAACACCUGUAGUAGUAUGUAGGUAUUAUUGUUGAUGUUCUCAUUGAAAGUCGUUGCCUAUCAUGAGU